CUGUGCCAUUGGACACAGGCACUGAAUGGUGCUAGAAGUGUUUUAUUUUUCUGGCAGAGCUUUGCACGUAUGUGCUUAUGAUCUAGAUGGACAGAGCAGCAUUUCGUAUCUGAGGGGCUUCUGAAAUCAAGGCCGGAUAAAUGAGAUAGCUGGCCAUUAUGUCAAAAAUAUACCAUUUCUUUAAAAACAUUUCGAAGCCUAUCUUAGAUGAGAAUACUUUUUGCAAAAUAUGGGACUUUCUGGACCACUGGAUUUUUAACAAUGUUUGGCUAGUAGCCCUGAUUAUAAUUUUUCUGGGGGUUACUUUUGAGAUAGUCCUCAUAAGAACUUUUGAAUUUUUUAAGAAGAAGUUUGAGCUAUGGGAAAAUGAUAGUUCGUGUUCUCAGAAGCAGAAUGAAGAUAUUUUCCCCAAAGGACUGAUAUAUGCUCCACAGAGCUGGUCGGUUUCCCACACAUCUUCCAUGGAAAGAAUUGAUGCCUUCUCAAGAAGCAUACCAAGCAAUCUUCCAUCUGAGGAGAUUGCAAGUAGCACCAUAGGAAGGACCAUUUCAUCUGAUGAAUGCGAAUAUCAAAGAAGCCAUUUUUGUAAAAGUCACGCAUCUUCAGGUGGGACCAAUACACCAUUGUCAAUGUUUCCCUCAAAAGUCAAGAACAUUUUCACGAAUUCCUUUCACAGAAAAGAUCCACCAAGUGAAUAUCAGACAGGACAAUUUUUCUCCAAUAAUUUAUGUUCAACAAUGAAAGCCAACGGCACACAAACUUCCCUUCCUGAUGCUCUUAAUUUGCAAUAUGCUUUUCAAUUUACAAGAGCUAAGGAUCUCCAUGUGGCACCAUCCCCUCCUGUUCAUGUCUUAUUUUCUAGUGAUCAAAUUAGACACAUGGAAGAAAAUAUAAAAAGGAAAAUCCUUGUGAACCCCAAAGCUCGAUCUUGGAGAGAAGCUGAAGGUCUGCACCCCAGAGCUCAGGAGCCAUCGAUUCAUUCUCAUCAUUCACAUAAUGAAGGGGUUAUUCCUGGUGAAGCACGAAUUACUUUCCCAGACCAAAGUGCUAUGCAGAAUCAAUUGAUUCAUGAAGCACAGUGUACUAGGCAAACCCAACCAUUCAUUCAUGAGCAGGAUUCAGACAGCAGCCAGCCUGGUUUCUCUGAGCCUGCAUACUUUCGGAGACCGCUGUUUUCUAGCAGGGCACAAAACUCUGUGCAGGCCCAACAAAUCAGCCAUGAAGAUAAGGGCCAGCAUUUCAAUCACACCCCAUGUAUUGUUGAAACAGAAUAUUCAGCCAAGGGCAUAGAGUCUGCUGAACCUUUCAGCAAGACUCACAAUUCUGUUUAUUUUAAUGACCAAAACAAGAGUAACCGUCUAGGUAAAGGGCAAUAUAGUGUUUUCCAGAAUGCUGAAUUUUUGUCUUUAAAUUCAAAUUUAUUGGCUAAAGCUAUGGCGCAACAAAAGGUAGCACCAGGCCAACAACCACGGGCUUCGUUGGAAUCAAUCCAGUAUGACGCAUACAGUUCAAUGCCUUUCUCACCUACCAUCGAAAGGGACAGAAAUGGGAGAAAGACACCAGGCAAUGAAAGAAAACUCAGUCUUAGAGUUCUGCCUCCCAAAGCAAAGCAAACCUUUCCUUCACGGGUGUUUCCAAUCGCAGUGUGUCGUACUUCAGAAAACAAGAUAGAGUUAAAGCGCAAGAAGUUGAAAAGAGCACAUCAAAGGAAAAUAAUGUCAGCUAUAGCUUUCCAUCUCAUUUCUGUCUCGAAGCUGAUCACUCCGCAUGGUAAAAAGUAUUUCUCAAAAUGUCUAGUGGCCGUUAUUCCAGACCUCAUAAAAUGGGAACAUUUUCUGCAGAAGUCACUAGAUACAGAAAACAUCAAUUAUACAAAUUCUAAUGAUGCAAUGACGUUGGACACUAUGGAAAACACAGAACGCUCUUUCCUGGUCAACACUCCUGAACUGGCAGCUCCUUGUUCAUUUGACCUGAACAUUCCAAAGCAUGAGGGGUUUUCAGGAGUGAUGUCAGAGUCUGCAUGGAAAAAUGCUUCACUUCCCCAAAUAGAAUCGAACAGAGAAAUGAAAGUACAGAAGGACAUCCAAAAUACAGAGAAUGGAGAGAAAUUAGCAGUUGGUACACCAGACAUACAAAAGUGCUUUUCAAAAGGUAGUGUACAGAAUACCAAAAAUUCAGGGGAAAUGAUUCUGAACUUUCCAGGUAUCAAUUUAAAUAUUUCACUGGGAUCCCAAAAGCACGAGGAAAAUGAAUUCAAAAAUAUAAAUGUCCAAGUGACUACAGGAAGCAUAAAUCUGAAGGAAGAGAAACCAUUAACGGCUAAUAUUAUCGAAUAUGGUAACCCAAGUGAGAGUGAGAAGCCGGAAUGUGACACUCAAAGCAAUAAAACAAAUAGACAUCAGGAUGAAAGGAUGUCCGAUACCUAUCAUAAUGCCACACAGGCUACCAUUUCUCAACUCUUUGAUAUGGAAAUGGGUAACCAAUUAGAAGCCAACAUAGGCACACUGACAAAUUGUAGUUAUACUGCACUAAAGCAAGAGGAACUACUAGAUGAAAAGAAAAUACAGGAAGUUAAGCAUAUUGAUAAGAGCUCCAUACUUAGAAAACCCCAUGAGUCGGACAGUGAUGAAGAGGAAAAAGAAACUGUUCGACCGCUGGCAGAAGACUUUAGAGUCAGCGUAGGUCUGAAGCAGAAGGACAGAUGUGCCCAGUUUGAAAUGGGACCGAUCCCAUCAGGAAAAAGAAAAAUUCAAAGUCCAAAGAAAGCAGUACAGUCACAGACAACUUCUACACAGACAGUGUGGGAGACUGGCCCAUGCCCCUUGACAAAUCCACUACAAGUUGCGCAAGUAAAGCGAAGGACAGACAAAUCUCCAGACAGAGACAAGGCUGCAAGUCCCGUGCACCCAACUUUAGUGCCAGAAAACUCACCUGCUGGUGAGUGUUUAAUUGAAACUACCGGACACAAGGCCCCAUUCUGUGGAAAGCCCACAAAAACACCAGAUGGUCAUAUUACAGAAGACAAAGAAAACUUGCAAAGGGACUUAUGUGCAGUUGCCACAGGACCGUUCAAAGUCCAAAAAAAAUCAUCAGGGCCAAAAAAUGUACUCAGUGUCAAGCACAAAAUUAUUAAUGUGAAAAAAGCUGCAUCUUCCUCGAGGCUUUCUGUCACUGUACGUGACACUCUGAACCAUAAGAGAAGAGUGAAACACAGCUUUGAAAUACUCAUUAAACAAACACUGCAUGACGUAACAUUGGCACCUGUGCUCCUGAACAUUCAUCCUCAGGGGUCUAGUGUUCACUGUAAUAAAACAAAUAUCAAGCUAACACCCCAAAAAACCCAAGUCGAAAAGAAAGAAAAGAAUUUGGAUUCCCUUAGUAAAGGAAGCAAAACUGUAGAUACUCUAGAAGUUCGGUUGUGCCAUGGUGUGAAAUUGGUGGAGCAAGUCCUGCCGGAGACAGUGGCUCACGUUAAGAGGAACCACGGAUUUGAUGCACAUCCAGUGAAGGAGAUUAAGAUGGAGGAGGAAUUGUUUCAAGGAGUAUCUUCCACUGAAGCAAUUAGGGAAUCAGUUGACUCACUGAGAAUGGACUCAUUUUGUGUUGCAAAUACAAAAACUGGCACAUCUACAUGGGACGAGCUCCAGUAUAGUUCAGAAUUAGAGUUGGGUCCCCCAACAUCGGGAGAAUUACUGACGGGAGACCCUCUGAUCCAAUCAAGAGAAAGGAAUGUUCCAAGUAGUAAGAAUGAUACAAGGGAAAUCAGUAGUGGUUUGACCCAAAAAGCUUUCUCAUACUCUUUAAAUUACUGCACGCCUGUGUUGACUCAUUCUAAAAAGAAGAAAAGCCAAACAAGAUUCACAAAUAAGAGCACCGUGAGGCUCGAGUAUAUGAAUAAGGUGAAACCACCAGCCUCCAAAACACUCAGUACCACAGGCAAUAAACAGAAUCCAAAAUCGAACCUUAAGACCAAAUUAGAAAAAAUAAACCACGCUAAAUCAUUUUUGCUUGAAAGCCAAAACACUCUUUGCUUAUUCAUCAAUAGCAGAUUGCGGGGAGGGUUCUGUCAUGCUCAGCUAAAGCAAGAACCAGCGAGCAAAAUAUGUGUUGAUAGUGUUGCUGAGAGUAGAACAUUCUACAACAGAGAGAAAAAACUUCAAGAGAAACAAGAACCUUUUGUACAGGCAGCUCCGUGGCAUGACCAAUACCAGUGGGCUGAUGCCGAUCAAAGGAAGGACACUCUUCUGGAUGAGCCAGACCCAUCGCUGAUCUCUUUAAGUCAAGAGCAACCUGCUAACUGUCAGGGUGUAAAGUGCCAAGAAGACUUCCUGCAAAAUGCUCUGGAGGACACCCUACAAGCGGCUCCCAUCCAAGCUGAAGGAUUUCAGAAAACUAUCAAAACAGAAAGUGGUGUAAACUUCCCUGUGGUUCCUAAAAAUUUAUCUCCUGAAGCAGGGAAUUCUUCACCUGGUGAAUUCACAGACAUAGCAGACAAUGAUUUAGAAUCAGAUGAAAAGUCUGAACAUGAACUAGAUUUGUACCCUGUGGGAAAAUAUUCAGAGUCAUCAAGAAGUCUGAAGGAGAUGUUCCUACAGUUUUCUGAUUCUGUUACUAGAUCCUUGGUUUCUAGUCGUAAAGAGAGGAGACAAGCACUAAGAUCAAAGAAGCAGACAACAGUGAAUCGUAAAUACAGAGCUACAAGGGAAAUAAAGACAUCAGAUUCACAGACAGUUAACUUCAGAUACAGCAACAAACUAAACCACGUGGAGAUAAACGAUCUACAGCAGAGGGGUAGCAUAGCAGGUGCCUUCUUGGAAAUCAUUCACUCUAAGGCAUAUAUUUUGUCCAACAAAAAAAGGAGAAAGUCAAAAUCAUGGGCAGGUAAACAGAAAAUAAGAAGACUUGGUUAUAUGCAGCAAAUGCGAGAGAAAUUCCCAGAUGGAGGAAACGCUCAGUGUCUGGCUUCUGCUGAUGUAAGCAGUUUCCCUAGCAUGAAGCACAAUGAAGAGAAAGGGGAAGAGGAACCAGAACGUUUCCUGAUCACACAGAAGAGCCCUCACCUUAUACUUGAUGUGCAUCAUGAAAAAGACCGUGACCCUGUUCAAUCAGAUAAACAACUGAACCAAGUAGGAAGAACAAUUACUCAGGUACAACCUCAGACACCUACAGAAGUUGCUUCCUGUUCUGCCCUAUGCCCCAUCCCAGAUGAAUUUCAAUUAGAAAAACUAGAGGACGGUGCAUUAUCUGAAAGCAACAGGGAUCCGUCUGGUGACAGACGACACAAGGGACAGGCUGCUGACAGUGAGGAGCAGGCAUGGGAGCCACCUGCCUCACACACGAAUCCAAAGCAGACUGGGGAAAAGAAAUGGGACCCAGCCAAAGUGAAUGGCAGGCAUCAAGAGAAAAAACUUGCAGCUGAAACAUUCUCCUUGACAAAUGCCGCACUGGAUAUUAAUCUGAGCAGCAAGAUAGACUCAGAAACAGGCACACCAAGUGAAAAGACACCUUGUUUGAUACAAUGGAAUCCAGAAGCAGAGAUACUGCUUCAUAAAGGAAAGGUUCUUUUAGAAGACAUCAAACAAAUUGAUCUUCAAGAUAAAGAAGAAAAGAAAAAUGAUGACACAUUAUUAAAGCCAUUCUCACAGUGUAGUCGAGAUUUUGUAUUUUGUCCACAUCAAAGCAGGGAUCCUAAGUCUCAGAAAUUAAGAAAACAAAGAGAGAAGAACAUUCUGCUCAUCGUAGAACAGGACAUUCCACAGCAAAGUCAGUCAGCAGAUCUAACACGAAGAGAGUGUGCUGUGUGUACAUCAAGUCCAAAGGUUCCUCCCAUACAACCAGAUGAAGUUAGCACCGGUAGAGCAAAAUACGACAUCCCUGCUGAUGGAACUCAUGCUCAGAAACCGAACAGUUGGGAUAGAUUGGAAAGAGAAGGGCUUAAAAGUGAUCUACAAGCAACCAUCACAGAGUCUUCGGAUCUAUCACCCCCUGAGGUACUAAGAUCCAAAAGGAAAAGCAAGGUAUCUACAUGCAAAGCCUUACAAGGUAAAGUGUGUUCAGCUGGUGUAACUAUGAAAAGAAGGAAAGUAUUCGUCUCAAAGGUAUUGACUAUUCCACAGUGUGGUCAUAGGAACAAUCUACUUCCAAAAACCUUGAAAUCACUGGUUUCUGAAUUACUAAUACAGUCUGCUGUCUUGCCUGAUACUCUUAAUAUAAUAAUAUUGAAAAAUUCAGCAGCAGAGAAAAAUAAAAGAUCAUUAACCCAGGAACUGGCAGCAACAAUGCUAGGGUCUUUGAGCUUCUCCACACCUACAUCAAAAGAGAGAGCGAAUUUAGAAAUCCCGGACAAGGGAAAUGAAAUGAUUAACAGCUCUCUAACUGACAAAACCAGGAACGAAGCAAUCUCUCAGACACUUACUGCUGCAGGAUGUGGAUCUCCAAAGCAAAGUAAACCCACGGCAGGUUCAUCCCUAAAUGUCAUCUCUCCCAUAUCUGUGUCUCUUGAUCCUAACACAUGUGAUGAAAUAGAAGAUAGGGAUUUGAAGAUCACAAUGGGACUUAGUUGUGAGCUUCUUGACCGGUCAGUACAUAAAGAAAAAGCUUGGUGUACACACUACAUGGACAAGGAUGCUACCUCAAAUGGCACUGAAGAUGUACAAGGUCAAGGAGGCAAAGAGGACCAGCACUUCAGUUUCAGUGCUCAGAAUAUGACAGAGCCUAAUUCUACGCAAUCUGGAUUACAAUGGAUUAAUUCAGCAACUUAUCCAGAGCUAGAGAGAACCCUAUACAAUGGGCAAGCACAGCCAGUCAAUGUGAACACCCCUCAAAGCAGCACGGUGAGUGUGAUGUCUCCACUUCUAAAUGCAGAGGAACCUGAGACUGGCUCCAUACCCUGUGAUCACACCCGUGAUGAAGGUCCCAGGAGAAAAUGUGACUAUGUUAUUUCUGAACAAAAAGCAUGGGCUGAAAGGGACUUAACAUCUUUGAAACCUUUCCAGGAGUCCAGCCCUGUGUCAUCUGAAUCCAAAUGCGAGGGCUGCACGUUAGAGUUUUCAGGCAAAAAAUAUGUGAGUUCCAAGGCAAGGAAAGCCUCGGGGCUGCUUCAUAUUGCAAGGCAUUAUACGCGAGUCCACAGAAAGAAGAGGCACCAUGAGGUGAAACACAAGUUAAAAAGGGAUAAAUGUGUGGAGGUGGCACUGCUUCAUGCUGUUGAAGAUGCAGAGAGUUGUCCACUCAAACUCCCAACUGAUGCACUUUCACUUGAUAAGGCAGCAAAAGUUGCUUUUUCUAGUAGAAUACCUCAAAGAUGUAAUGCAGCGGAAAAGGCAGAGUUACCAUCAAGCUUAUCCACAACUUUCUUGAGAGCUUUCGAUUUUUUCAUACCUGAUUUAUCUGGCUCUAAAGGCCAGGUGGACACAGAAAAAUUAUCAGAAAAUGAAAUUAUGUUGAAUAGGAGAUUUUCAACCAUGAAGAAAAAGAAGACAUCAGUUUCGAAGAUAAUUAAAGUAGAUGAACACUUUAUCACAAACUACAAGAAAUUUAAAUUAAGAGCAAAAAUGAAAGCAAUAUGGCUCAGUGAAAAUAGAACUGGUGUAUUUCAAAACACCAAGCACUUUCUAUUAACUAACUCUAAUGUGGAAAAUCCAUUCAAAACAGAGGUAGGUUUGCGAGUAUCAAAGUCUACCCAUACACAGCCAACACACGGGGCGUCACCAGUUGAAGGCAUAGCAGAGUGUGAUGAUUCUGUUGACAAGGUUGGUUCCAACUUUUUAAAGGAUGCUAAAGUGCAUGUUGGGCAGCGCUGGCGAGAGAAGCAAGAAGUGCUAAUAGAACCUGAUCCAUUUUAUAUGAAAAACUUAACAGCAAGUACACAUCUCAUGAAGAAACCCAGUCUUGAGGAGUCAAAGGGAAUACUUUUCAGAGAAUAUUUGCCACAAAAAAGUCAAACUUUUGAGGCCAAUCCAGAAAUUGACGUAAAAAUAGAGAACAGCAGCAUGCAGAUAAGCCUCAAAGAAGCACUCUUAUAUAUGGAAAGACCCCACAAUCGUCCAGGAGUCAGUGAAUCAGCCAGUAACACUACCAAACAUGGAGUAAAGAACACUGACCAGUCUUCUUCAAAAGAAAAGUCUUCAUUUUAUUUGACAGGAAUUGCCACUUCUGUUGCCAGGCAUUUAAUUGCUUCCAAAGGAUUUAAAAGGCAUAUGGGUGGCAUCAGAACACUCAACCUGUCAAUUCAUAAAGGUAUCCCUUCACAGGUGAAGGGGCCGAUGGAGUCACAGUCACCUCGUGGAGCCUGUGCUGCUGUAAACAUAAAAGAGACACGGGAUUCUAGAGCCUUAGAGAUAAAAGUAGAUAAUGGUGAGGUAAAUACAGAUAUGAAAUCCAUCUACACGUAUAUGCCAAUUCAACAAAUAAACAUGGCGUCAUCACAGAACGUAUGGGAUAUGUAUGAGAAAUCUUCAAAAGAAAAUGGCCUGGACAAAGCACAGAUGAAGAGGAAAGAAGAGUUUGCACAGCUGCCGUUUGGAGCAGAUCAAAAGAGACAACCUGGUCCUUUCAAAUCAGACGUGCCUUCCGCUAGCACAGUCCACUGCAAGGAUAUCAUGCUUCAGAAAACAGCUAUUUAUUUAAUAGAUCAAGAAGGAAAUGCAACAGUCGGAGAAGAGUUUAACCAAGAGGUUGUUCUUUCCUCUAAUACACAUGCUCUUCAAAUUGGAAGGCAGAACGGUGGAUUUAAAACAGAUUGGGAAACAAAGUCCAAGUCUUUUGCCCAGCCAAAAAAACAGGAAAAACCUAAUGUCUUAGGACCUACGUGGAGUUCUUAUGCCAGUGACACUACCUGUCCUGAAACUAGAAGAGAGAAAGAUACGGCAAAAAUAUCAAAUGUGAAAACUACUGUGUGUGCCACACAAAUAAAGCUGAAGGCAAAGAAAAUGCCGGUUCCUCUACUUCUUAGACACGGGGACAGUAGCAAUAAAAAAGAACUGGGACAUAGCAUGCAGCACCAGCACCAGAAUGCAUUAGAGCUGAGGAGAAGAAAUGGACAAAAUCUGGAUCUAAAAGCUAAUCUGGACUUGGAAUGCUUUAUAUCCCCGGUUACAAAGCUUACCAGUGUAAAACUGGAGAAAGACAAGUUGGGAGGAAGAAAAAACACUCUUCCACAGAAAAUUAUGGAGAAACCAUCCGACCAAAGGCAAAAGUCGGGGUCAGGACGUGUUGAUGUACCUAGGAAACUCGAAGAAAAUAUUAAAGAGGUGCAUGGUGACUGCACUUUCAAGGACAUUCACCAACAAUUUGUACAAAAAUUUGGGGUUGAGUCAGAAGAAAUUAAAGAGCAUCACUCUUGCAAAUUAGACAAUUUACAAAGAAAGACAAACUCUGAGUUAACUUCCCAGAAAGAUGAAACUGAUCACAUUGGGCUAGCUACCUCCAGAAACAGAGGAGGAACAAAAGUCUACAUUGGUCCACAAGACAGCCUACAACAGGAAUAUCCACUGGAACAAGGGAUGAUUCUUCAGACAGUGAAGGAAUUUCCUCAUUGUGGAAUGACAAACAAAUUCAUAAAAAGACGAGACAUCAAAACAUCAAGUCCACAGAUGAUAGGAGAAAUGGAAGUAAUGGAAAACCCAUUAGAUCCAAAGGAAGCAUUGCUUAUUCCCAGGCUUCUUGUACAGCAAGCAAAUAUGUUCACAGACCCUCUUCCUGGAUCCAUUCCCUCUCAGGUACCAUGCCAACCUCACACUGAAGAGCCGAAGGAAAACAAGAAAAUAAGUGACAAACUAUUAAAGAAUUCGACUCCACCGCUGAAGAAAGCCUCAGAUGCGGAAUAUAUUUCAGAUAUGGAUCACGUUCCUGGAAGUAUUGAAGAACUACUCUUGCUAAAAGAACAGGAAAAGAGGAGCAAAAGAAGUAGAGGGGGUAAAAAUUUUGAAACGGCAGAAGACAUAAAAGCAACAAUGAAGAACCCCACUCCAUUUCCAAAUAAUUCACCACCCAGAACACAGUUCAUCAACACAACGAGCAGUGCUGUGUUCGGGCAAAGAGAUGGGACAGAACCAAAGAGGAGUGUGGCCACACUGUGGACUCAGGAAAGGUUGUGUGUACAACGGACAAGCCUGGACUUUGUUUUCACACAGGAGCCGACGUCUAAAGAUAUAUAUCACCGCAAAAGAAGAGCAGCUUUCAUGGACGGCAUCCUGUAUCACAAAAUGAUAAAAAUGAAGCUGAGGAAGACAACCUCUGGAAAGUUGCUCAACGAUACCAGAUAUGGAGCCCACAGCUACAGAAAGGAGCCAAGACACGGCAUUAAGACCCAGAAGGAGCUCCCCCAGGAAAAAACUGUGGCAGGCUUACUGUGGAAGGAUUCUGGCUACACUGCGUCUCAAAUUAAAAAGCUUAGAGAAGUAAAAGAGGGGAAUGGCAAACCCCGAAGGCCAUUGAACGGAACUAAUUUGAUAUCUAUGCAGCCCACUGAUAACAAUUCAACAUCGAGCACCAUCAGAACAUCAGAACAAUAUGCUAUGAAGCAAAAAGAACACCAAGUGUUUUUACUAGAUAUUACCCCACAGAAUAAAGUUCAGUUCAUGCCUGGCCAACAAGUGGAGGAGCCUAGACAUAUCAAGUUGAGUGCCCAUUUGGAAAAAGAAGCAUACCGUGUCGUGUUUCCAGAGCCUGAAGAAACUGAUUCCAGUAGGCUUGAGUCUCAAAGACCCAGAGCAGAUCCAGAAUGGGAAUUCUCGACUGCACAGAGAGCAGAGCAAGGAGUUAGGACAGACCCCAUCAGACAUGCACUUUCGGUUCCACCCAGUAGAGGAGGACCCGAGAAGAUGAAGAUUUCAAGUGCCAAAGGACAUGGUGUAUUUCUCAUGGAGCUGGAUACUUUCCAGAAAGAGACAUGCAAGGUGCAAGAAUUGCUUAAACAAGGUGAGUCUUCGCCGGCAGGCUUGGAGAAGGUCACCUGCCCCUUUAGGGAGCCCUUUCACUUGGAAAGCUCAAAGGUAGCUAAGAAAGUGGGUCCGGAUCAUAACAUGAACAAUAUUUCCCGUCUAUUUGGAUUAAGAGAAACUGACCCAGAACUAGGUUCCGAAGCACAGGCAUUUCUCUGCACAGAUCUAGAGAAUCUAUACAAAACAGGUACAGCUCAGAGAGGCUAUGCAAAGUCAGGUCACAGGCCUCGAAUCCUUCUGAAUUCUGUACCUUGCCACAAGAGGGCUCCUCGUCACUCAAAACGAAGAUCGAGUACAACAAGGAAGGACAGUGGUGCCAGUGCCCUAGGUGCCAAACUGAAUCUCAGGGGCAAAGGAAGAGCUGAAUCCACUGCCAGUCCACUAAAAUUAAAUAGACAGAAAGUGGACAUUUCAAAAAAAAUCAGGGCAAAGCAACUGACUAUUUUUGCUCAGAACAAAGAACAAAUUGUGGAAUUUGUUUUAUCGUGUAUAUUAUACAAACUUCAGACUGAAAACGCACAGAAAGAAAUUUCAGCAAAAGCAGCACUCAAUUCAAAGAUUUUUAACCCGGCGCUAGAAAAAGCAGCAAGUGAAGUUAAGAUUCUAGGAGGUCACUCUCCAAGUUCAGAAAGAGUUAACCUGCAGGCUAAGGGUGGAGAAGAGCAUCCAGAGGAUACGUGUGAGCCUAUUCCAGCAUCUGGCACUCACAGCUUGAUGGACAGGCAUCAAAUUACAUCACCACAGGUAGAGAAAGAAUUAAAGAUAGUAGACAGUCUGGACUAUCACACUUUAAAUACAGAAAAGGAAGAACAUAGCAACAGGACAAAGGAACGAAACCAUUACCACCUACCAUUUUCCCUCAAGAAUUUGGAAGAACAUCUAUCAUGUUCCCAAAAUGAUUCGUAUGUCCAGCCCCAUUUAGAACCUCACACAAAGGAAGCAAUUUUAAAAGUAGGCGAUGUGUCAAGCGAGGCAAAGGGACCAGAUUUGUCAUCUAAAGCUCAACAAAGUACCGGGUGUGAAUGUAGACCAGAGAGGAUUUUGCCCUCAGUUAUUCUAGAGCAAACAAAAGAACAAGAUCCAGAGCUGCCUUUGGAGUCAGGCAGUAAAACUAUAAAAUGUUCAAGCCUUUUCUCAUCUAAAAAAAAGUUAUGUGAUGGGGUGCAGCUAAGUAAGUUAGUGUCAAAUGAUAGCUCAUCUAUGCCAACAGUCAGCAAAAAGGAACUGUUACAUAGAGCAAGUCAAAAGAAGCAAGAGGUGUGUCUGCCUAACAUGUCCUUACACUGCCUUUCACUAUGCUUGCAGUUUUUUCAUGAAAAUGAAAAACAGAAGGGUAACAUAGAACACAGAGUUAUGAAUGACACAAUAUGCCCUGAAAGAAAAACCCUAAACUCGAAGAAAUUUGUACGUCCACAUAUUAGUUCCAAUGAUUAUACCCCAAGCAAUAACUCAGAGCCACAUUGUUACAAGAAAGAGAAAAUGAUAUGCGUAAAACAUGGAAAGGGUAAACCAGGUUCAGUUGUAAUAAAAACACGUAAAUACAUCCCUUUACCUCCCUUAAAAUUGGAUAAAAAGAAAAGUGAUGUGCUUAUCUCAAGUGAUAUAAGACAAGAAAAACAUAAAUCACAGGAAGAGAAUGGCAUAAAAGGAACGGACACAAAGGGAAUAAUGGAGUCUAACAUUACCUUCAAAACAGAGAAAUUAUCACUGUCUUAUCCUUUCAGUGGAAACAAGUUAACUGUACUGUUUGACAGUAUAGAACGACAGGGGAAGGUUCGAGAAGGGUUGAGUAAAUCAGACGUGAAACUGAAGAACUCUUGUAUUUCAUUACCACCUCUAUUGCAUUUUCACUUGGAUUCAAGAAUAAAAGUUGAAAAAGAUAAGUCAGAACAACUGAAGAGCUGCCUCCCACCCCUAAAGCCCUUGCUGUCACUGAGCGGCAGAAAGGUGCCAUGUUCAAAGGCAUUUAGUGGAGAUAAGUUAUGCAAGUUAAUAGAAUUAAAGGAUGCUCCACAGAGGAAAGAAUAUAGAAAUAAUAUCGUAGAUUUGAAAGAUAGACUAGGCCUCAUUGGUAUUGCUCGAAAAGGAACGACAUUACCUUUGAAAUACUUACCACAUGGAAAGGAAAAAUUGUGGAACAAUAAAAAAGAAUCAACACAGGGAGAAGAAAAAAAUACAGUCAGAAAAGAGGCGAGAGACAAAAAGAUACCCAAAUUGAUUGAUCAGAAUGUCAGGAAAUUAGCACGAGCACCUGCACUCAGUAUCAAGGAGUUGCAGAGAGAAACCCGGAAAGAAAAACUUAUAGAUCAGAUCAACACAGUUGUAGCAUUGUCUGUCUCACAAUUGCAACUCAAUAAAUAUCCAGGUGCACAGAGAGUUAAUAGAGAAGUUUACAAUGAGAUAAAAUUAUUGAAGGAACAUGUGGCACAGAAGGAAAAGGAAGGUAGGGAAAAGGAUGGGGAUGUGAACAGUACAAUGCAUGCCGAGGAUAUAUAUUCAAAAACAAAGAAAUCAUCUACUUUACUUAUGCAGAAUUUCAGUGACCUUCAGGGGAAAACUAAAGAACAAGAGGGAGAGAUUGAAGAAGAUGGAAGUAAGCCAUGUGUAACAUUAACUCAGAAGUCGCCUAAGACUUCUGUUGCUAUGUCUCCCCAACCUACCCUUACUGUGAGUGCCAGAAUCAAGAAAGAACAUAGAACAGUGUUAACAAGAUCCUCUGUCUCCUUGGGAUACGUCCAAAACAAAUUAGUCUCAGAAGGAGGCAUUUGCAUACAGCAAAUUACUGGAGAUACUUCAAUUAGUCUACAAAAUAAAAAACAGCACAUGUCACAGGAAAAGGAAGAAGCCGGAAUACAAAUAGCAAAGUUCGUAACAACUCACAUGUAUCAAGAAACAAUGGUGCAGGAACUGAAAGACGAGCAAGUCUUAGAUCUGACUAAAUCCUCUCCUUUGUUGCCAGAUCAGUCUCAUCCCAAACUGUUUGAGAAAUUAGAAUUCAAUGACCCAAAACUAAGUCUUAGAAAUUCUGCUUUGCAGAGAUCCUCAACUAAAGGAAAAACCGUACCUAGAGAGACCAUUGUUGGUGAUACCAUGAAAGAUGUAAAAAAACAGCAUAUAUCUCAGAGAAAAGAGACAUAUCCAAAAGAAAUAAUAGACAGGCGAGGAGUUGAUGUAACUUUGAAAGUACAGAAUUUACUUCUGCCCCAGAAGCUCUACAGAACAGAACUACAUAUGCAUAUCAAUGCACCCAAACCAAAAGAAGAAGACAGUAAAAGUGAACCUCGAGGUUUAAGAAAAAUGCAUACUUCUCAACCUUCUCCAACCAAUAUUCCCUCGCAUAAAGGUGUACAAGUAGAUGAAGAAAGGCUAAAAAGUACACUCUCUUCCCCAGAUGCAGAGAAAAUAGUUGACAUAGAGGCCAUGUGUGGUCAUGUCAAAAAAGGGAAACAAUGUGAAAAACAGAUAGAAGUCAUAGUAGACUUGACAGCUGGGGUGCAUUGCAAAAGGACCAAGGUCUCACCAAUUUCACAUCUCCUUAAUACCAAGGAAGUUGUCCUGAAUAUGAAGUUUCUGGAGAAAAAAGUACACAACGGUAAAAGUGAACAGGCUGUGGUUGCAACACGGUCUUUCCUGUCUUUGCCAUCACUCCCUUCUGAGUAUUCACAGGACAAAACACAGAGAGGCACAGCAAGAGGUACAGGACUCUCUUACCCACAGGGAAAUUGCCAAGAAGCAGCAGAUGCCCAGGAACCAGCAACCAAAGAGUCGGCUGCGGUUGAGAGUGACUGUAUUGUUAAGACAACAGAAUAUAAUGUGCUACAGAAGUCCAAGUCCGUGACCAGUGUCCAUCAAAUAAGUGAGCAUCCACAAGUUGAAAUGGAAAAUGAGUCAGAACCCCAAGAUCAUAAAAUUCAUCUCACGAGAUUAGGUACCAUUAAAAAGGAAACAAUGCUGAGCAUGUCUUUCAAAGGGCAAAAGGGUCAGCCAGAAAAAUGUGAAAAGAAACCUUCAACUAAAAUUGGACAUUGGAAAAAGGAAAAUGAGUUCAAAGAUAAUUUAAGUAACAAAACAAGUUCUAAGUUGUCAGUUUCUCCAACAAAUAUAUCACUCAAGGAAGCACUGGUCACCAGCGAUACCCUCGUGUGUUCAAAACAAUCUGUGGCAAAGAGAAAACAGGAAACUGGUUCCGGUAGUUUCAUGACGUCAGAGAAAGGUAGACAGAGUAAUGCUUCACUAAGUAAAAUGUUAACUCCAGCAAAGAUGUCUCAAAAUAAGGAAGAACAAAAUGUUAUUGUGGAAGAGCAAGCCAUGCCUCAGUCCAAGAGUGGACAGAUGAUAGAGUCAAAGUCCUCCCUUCCUAAUGUUCCAGUUCACAGCAAAAAACAGAGGAUAUCUUUACAAACAGAUGUGGACAAGAAAACCACAGUGAGUAUCAACCCGCAAACGCAGUCAUGGGUAGACAUGUGUACUACAGUGUUUAAUGCCACAAGAAGGAAAGAAGAUUCACCCUCAAUUGUUCCGGAACAAGAACAGUGUGGUCGAGCAUUGCCUCAGAAGUUCCAUGAGUCUCCGUUGAAAACUGAACACCUGGAAGAAACAAACGCAGCCCCCGAUGAAAAUCUGAAGCAGACAAAACUAGAAAUGAACAGCAACUCUUCUGCGAGUCAGAAAGAAGGGGCGUUGAAAGCGGGUGGGAGGGGAGGUGUAGCCCUAGAAGAAGACAGAAGAGAAAUGCAGCAGAGCUGUAUUGUCUGGCUGGAGAAUAAAGCCAGGGAACACACCAGCACCACUACAAGCUAUGCUCUUCCUCCAGCAACAGAGGAACCUGAGAUCGAGACUCAGGUAGGCACUUACAGAGGGAAUGGCUACCCACCCCAGGAAAAGCUUAAAAGGGAAUUAGAGCUAUCUUCUGCAAAGCAAAACAUUCAAGGACAAAAACUGCUUCAAACCAACACGCCCAAUUCAUUGUAUGUUGAUUUUCCUGAUUGUCCUAACCAUCAGAAAAGCAGAUUCGCAGAAACAAAUCUGAAAAGAGAACUGAAACCCAAAUAUUUAACCAUGAGAAUCCCAAAGUACCCAAUUUCAAAGACACUUGGUAUCAUAGGAUGUGAUCAUUCAAUCAGGAAGAGGAAAUUAAAAUACGCCUUCAACAAACCAAAAACCAUGGUUCCAAGUAGUAAAUGUGCAGCAGGGAUCAUCGCCAGAAGUCUUUGUGUUUCCAUGAUAAGUCCACCUCACGAUGAAGGAACGGUAGAAUUGGAAACAAACUCAACAAGGGAAAAGAGAGUCUGUCAUUCUGAAUUCCAGAAGAAAUUAUCAGAUGCUAAAGGCACGAAGGACAUCUUGACAGGUGUAAAAGAACUAAGUAAGCUAAGAAUGCAUUUAGUUUCUAAAGCAACUGAGAUAAAACUGAGUCACAUACCAGAGAUUGUGAUCAUAUCUUGCCAGAAGUGUAAGUCUCAACCCCAAAGGACUAUUUCAGAAGAUUACAGUGGCAGGCUUUACUUAAAACCUACAAAAAUGAAUUUUACGUCUCCAAAAGCUGGUUCUGUACAUGAUAACUUAGAAAGCAAUUACCGAAGAGAUUUUCCUCCUUUUAGCUGUGUAAAGACAACGAAUGUUUCAAAUAGCAGCGAGGUCAUGACAGAAGCAAAGGGCAUCAAAAAGCAAGAAAGUGUCACAUCACUAGAAACUCGGAGUCACAUUCUCCAGAAGUUCUCCGAGAAAGGAAGGGACAACCUGCUUUUGCACUUUGGAACAAAAGCACUGGAGAUAAAAACAACCAGCCUUCCCAGAAUUGCGGCACAAUCUUACGCAAUGGCCAGUGCCCAAGAUAAGUCAAAACCCCUAUUUACGUGUAUCCAUUCUGCCACCAAAGGACAGAAACGAAUGAACAGAGUUUAUGUACUUUUUGAUGAAAAAUCUUUUUGCAAAAUCGACAGUGAUCUGCAAUGCAAAUACCUCCGCUCAAUCCCUAGGCCUUCUGUCCCUGUGGCCUCUAAAGCAAAUGUCCUUCCCCAACUCCCUUACAAGUUAGACGUGGGUUCGGGCUCAGAAUGUAAAACAGUAGAAGACAGAGAAGAAAGUAGUCGUCUUUGGUUUGACACAGACCUUUUACAACAUGUUCCUUUCCAAAAGAAAAAUCCACAAGAAAGUUUAUUCUUCACCAGAAAAGUCCAGGAGCCACCCCACGAGCUUGCCUUUUCUGCUGGUCAACAAGGCACAGAACAGAAUGAUACGAUAAUUCCUUCGGAGUUAAAAUUACAGAUGACACCAGAAAAGGGUGAACAACGUCGUGUAUGCUUUCAAGAUACCAGUUUAUACAAGCAUUAUAAGAUUUCAGGAACUCAGCAAAACAGUGCUGAUUUAGCCAGUUCACAUUCAUCUUGGAUUUCUGAUGACUGGACCAAUGAUGUUCCCCUAAAUACUGAGACUUCAAGUGACCUGGAGGAAUGUCCAGCUUCUGACCUGGCAGAACGUCCGGCUUCUGACCUGGCGGAAUGUCCAGCUUCUGACCUGGCGGAACGUCCAGCUCCUGACCUGGCGGAAAGUCCAGCUUCUGAAGAAAGUGACAGUGAGGAAUGUGUGUUUAUAGGAAACAAUUUUUACUUAAUUCAGGGUUCACAAAAGUUUCUGUUUGAGGAACCCAAAGCAAUUUCAUUGGAGAAUCUUCACAGAGUGGAUGGAGCAACUCUUUUGAAAUCAGUUUACCGUGACGAUCCAAAUGACCAUCAUACUAGAACCCACAGAAAACACACCUCCCCUGUGGCACAACCUUGCUAUCAGUCUCGAAAUAGUAAGAAACACAGGUUAAACUCCAAGAUGCAGUCUCCUGACGGGCUGUGUUACAGCCCAUCCGAUACUGUGGAAAUAGAGUCGACAACAUCUUCCAUAACAUUCAAUGAAGGCAAGCACCAGACCAUGACCACAUGGAGCAGAACAAGCUACUCUUUAGCCUCCUCAGCAACUGAGUCGAAUACUAAAUUGGAUUUUGCAAAAAAAUACGGCGAGUCUUAUGUGUGCCCACAAGUCAAAGAAAGAAGGAAGGCUAAAUCUGACUUGUGGAGAAAGUUCAAUGUUGAUCAGAGUUCAAAUUAUAGUCACUCACACAGUGGAGAGAAGCACGCAAGGAGGAAGAGACUGUACCAUUAUGAAUCAGAAGAACCAAACCCACCAAACAAUCGGAUGCCAGAGCUAAGUGCUCAUCAGCAGAAUAUCAAAAAGAUAGAAAGAAGAGAAAACCAGCCCUUCUUUUAUGCCUGUGUACCGGCAGAUUCAAUGGAUGUUAUCCCCCAAACCAUUCGCUGGCUUAUCCCCUCCAAAAUCUUACAGAAAAGCAACUUCCAUAGUCCUCAAGUGGCAAGUAUUUCAAAAUCUUGGAAUCUGUGCAGUUCAUCCAAAAAGCUGUUGGGAUCACUUGCAGGGGCCUUUAAUAUAGUCCGUCAUGGUUGAUCGCGAUUGCACGUGGAGUCUUCUGAAUUAGAAUUCUGUUUCCUACUGAGACCUUCGAUGGAAAUAAAACAGUAGAAUGUCA
Molecule: messenger RNA, 18477 nt
Organism: Myodes glareolus (Bank vole)
Lineage: Eukaryota; Metazoa; Chordata; Mammalia; Rodentia; Cricetidae
Gene: Lrtm3
Product: leucine rich repeat transmembrane protein 3
Source: RefSeq, a predicted model, not a curated record